This is a messenger RNA of Amoebophrya sp. A25, 369 nucleotides long. The record is from the annotation of a GenBank genome assembly. NCBI's taxonomy places the organism in Eukaryota, Dinophyceae, Syndiniales, Amoebophryaceae.
AGUUUUCUACCAUCCCUCCUGAACCAAGUAAUCUUCGCGAAAGGCACGCAACAUGUACGUUCGAACAAAUUGUUGCGCGUGUUUGCGGCAGCUACGCAGGUAGUUGAGAAAGAGAAGAAGAAGAACGAGGGUGGAUCUACAGAACAUAGUGUAGAAGCUGUCCUAGAAGGAUGGAAGGAAGUAGUUGAGGCUGAAUUUUUGAUGUUUGAUCCUGAAAACGAAGCAGACCGCGGUCUCAAAAAAUUCCUCCUCGUAGAAAAAGCACUAGAAGAAGCCUCGAUGAAUACAACGACUAUGCCUGCUCAGAAGAUACAAGAACCUGUGCUACAUCAAGUGUACUUUUCUCCUACUUCAGUUCACCCGACCAGG